CAUUCUCCUUUUAUUGCGAUUUCGCCCAUUCUCGUCAAUACAGUUGUUCAGACUGAGGUUACAGUGGAGCAUGUCGGACCUGUAUCCGAUUUGGAGUACAUGAAAGUGGCCCAAUUUGUAAUAAUUGUGCACCGCUUGGUCCUUGUCAACAUUUAGAGAACAUGGCAUCGCUGGCAGAGAGAGGGGUACCUUUGAGUGCGCUCUGCCCCAAGUAUCUUCACAGCAACUCCACCAGCCACACCCGGCCCUUCAGUGCCAUGGCAGAGCUCAUAGACAACGCGUACGACCCUGAUGUAAAUGCCAAGCAGUUUUGGAUUGAUAAAAUGCAGAUCAACAACGAGGACUGCCUUAUCUUCAUGGAUAAUGGCAAUGGGCUUGACUACGAUAAGAUGCACAAGAUGCUCAGUUUCGGAUACAGUGACAAGACUGCCGGCCAUGGGCGAGAACCAAUCGGUAUCUAUGGUAAUGGAUUCAAGUCCGGUUCCAUGCGCCUGGGUCGAGAUGCCCUGGUUUUGUCCAAGUCCCGGGAUGCCGUGUGCGUGGGCCUGCUCUCCCAGAGCUACCUGGAGGCCAUCAAAGCAACACAGAUCCAAGUGCCGAUCGUCAGCUUUCAAUGCAGCUCACACGGCAGUGAUGGGUCUUUAGAGUGGGACCAACUGCGUCCCUGUGAGGACCACAGGGCCAGUCUGAAGGACAUCCUUACCUACUCUCUGUUUAAGACUAAGGACCAGCUGCUCACAGAGCUCAGAGCUAUCGUCUCGACCUGCUCCACUGAAGAUACAGGGACACGCAUCGUCCUUUGGAACUUACGCAGAACAUCAUCAGGAGAGACAGAGUAUGACCUCACAGACCGCUACGACAUCAAAAUCCCAUAUGACGUAUACAGCUCCUUCACUGAGGAGGGCAAACGCCCAGUGCUUCAUGCAAACUCAGUCCCUGAUACUGAUUUAUCACUACGGGCCUACUGUGCUAUCCUGUACCUGAAGCCUCGCAUGCAGGUCAUCAUACAAGGCCAACACGUUAAGAAUCAGCUGAUCUCUAAGAGUCUGGCUUACGUCUGCAAGGACCAAUACAAACCCACCUUCUUGCCAGGGAAACGCAUCCCCAUCACCUUUGGGUACAACACCAAGAGCAAAGAUCAAUAUGGUAUAAUGAUGUACCACAAAAACCGUCUUAUCAAGGCGUACGAAAGAGUUGGCUGCCAAAACCAAGCCAAUAACAAAGGUGUGGGGGUCAUCGGUGUCAUUGAGUGUAACUUCCUGAAGCCCACCCACAACAAGCAGGACUUUGACAACGAAGACAGUUAUAGGAAGACCAUGAAGAUUCUUGGCACCAAGCUGGAGGACUACUGGAAAGAAAUCAACCACAAGAGACUCACAAAGGAUCCCAAUAACAAAGUACCAGUGGAGGACAUUGAGAAACGUCCAGACCAGAACUGGGUGCAGUGUAACAAGUGUCUAAAAUGGCGGAAGCUUCCGGAUGGCAUUGAUUCCGACCGGCUUCCUGACGUGUGGUACUGCAUCAUGAACCCAGACCCACAGUACAGAAAUUGUGCAGUAGAUCAGGAAUGCGAAGACUCGGACGAUGAGCAGCCUUACCAGAAGACCUACAAGCUACAGGAGAAAAAACUGUUGGAAGAGAAGGAAAGAAAAAAGAAAGAGGAGGAGCUGGCAAAAGCAGAAGGGAAAAGGGCUCGUCAAGAGGCAGCUCGGAAGGCAAAACUAAAAGAGUUGGCUGUAAGGAAUCAGAGGCGGUCUCCAGCUGGUACAGACCCUCCACCCCUGGGCACUGAAAAGUCCAGAGCCUCUCCUCUCUACUCCCCUCAACACUCUUCACUCUCACAAGGCGGCACCAACAGUCCCUCCAGUGGCAGCUUGCCCACCCGCCGUCAUGUCUCUUCUACCCCCUUACGGGUAAAGAGGAGACAGCCAAAAUCCUUGGCUAAUGAAAUGAAAAGAGCCAGACUAGAAGAAAGCCAUGACAACACUUCACUGCCAGCCACACCAACUAUGGGAGGUAACGCCUCAAGCUCGAACCUCUUCGCUGACAGUGAUGAUGACAGUGAUGACACCAUUCUGGAGACCAAUAUCUCUCGUGACCAAGUUGCCGGUAACGCUGCCAUGGACUCGCUCCCUGAUAUUGCCACCAUGGGAUCAAAUUCCAGUGUUCCUACAGGAACCAACCCUUCCCCUCCACCUGUCCAAAUGCACCAGGUACUACACACAAGCGUCAAAGUUCAGACAGAGACUCCAACCAUAGUGAAGCAGGAGCAGGGACAGUGUGGGAGUAAGAUAAAGGAAGAGGCUGAGAGAGAUUUUGAGGAGGAGCAAAGGAAGCAUGGGACGUUCCAGCAGGAAGAGGCAGAUGCCAGAGCAAAAAACAACAAUGCAACUCACAUCAAAGAGGAUGGAGACCUGGGUGAUGAAGGGACAAGACCCUCGUGUUCAGGUCCAUCCAGACCAGACCCACAGUUUGACACAAGCGAGGCACAGAACCAGCAGGACCAGCUAAUGGAGCUCAUGCAGGCCGUAGCCCAGGAGAGAGACUCCUACAGGGAGCAGGUCCACCAGAUGACCUCCCAGUUACAGGAGACGGAGAGCAGACUGCAGCAACUCCAGGACCAGAAGACAGAGCACGCUCACCAACCCAGCCAUACAGACAGACAUGGAGGGGAAGGUGAAGGGGAGGCAGGGAGAGACGCGCAGUACUAUAAGAAUCUGUAUGAACAGGCCAAGCAGGAGGCAGAACAAUUGAGGCUGGAGAAGGAAGCAAAGUUAGCUGUCAGUCACAGUACUGAAGAGCAGUGUACAGUGAGUGACGAGAUGGCCCUGCAGGUGGACGAACUGCUACAGACCCUGGACCAGAGAAACAAUGAGAGGGACAUGUUUCAAAACAAGGUGCAGUGUCUGGAGGUGCAGAACAUUGACCUGAUUUCCCAGUGUGAACAUCUGCAAAAGGACCUGGAAGAAAUGAAAGAGGAGUUAGAGAGGGCUAAGGCUGCCCUAGCAGAAAGACAGGCUACUGGGCCUGGGGGUAGCCAGACUGGAGCGGCACACCCAAGGGGAGAAACAGAGGGAGAGUCUGGGACAGCUGGAAGGUUGAGGGAUCUGCGAAGGAAUGUGGGUCGCCUCCUGGUCUCCUUUAUGCCUGAACUGGAUCUGGACCAGACCAAUUAUGAAUGUGAUGCCAUAGAUGAUAUCCUGGAACAAGUCCUUCCUACUGUGGAGGACACAGUAACACAGGAAGUAGAGAAAGGGGAUGUUGAUUUGGAUUAGAAGCAUUUGUCAAAAUGGAAAAAGAUCAGACGUUCUGUUACAGAGAUCUUCUGUUUUACGAUUGUGCAAUAGUGGUCAACCGAUCAGUCUGUUGGUUGAUUAAUUAGGGCGGUUAAAUGCUUUUUUGAUGUACCUGGCAUCGGCCGAUGCCUGCACUCUCAAAGCCGAUUUUGGCACCUUGUGACAAUUUAAUAAUUUUAUGGGGAGACGUCAGUGGGUGCUGUUACCCUUAACGUUACCUGAGAGAAAAGACAAGACUAGCUUUCAAUGCUCAAUAUAUUUUAACUGGCCACUCUUAAAAACAUUGCUUUAUUGUCUGUAUAAUUUAUUCCUGUAUUUUUGUGAGAAAAUGUGAGUUGGGAAUCGUUGGACUCAAUCCGCUAUCCUUCUUUUGUAUGUAAUAAUGAUAAUAAGACUUUAUUUAUAUAGCUUUAUAUUGGAAUGUCUUUAAAGUAUGGAAGAUUUAUAUUACAUUGGUGAUGGUGUGUAUGGUGCCACUUUUAUGAUUGGUAAGUCUAUUUAUCUUUUAAAUUCAACUUUAAACACAGGAAUGUAAAGUGCUGUAAAGUUAGUAAUGGAGACAAAUAGUAAAGGAAUGCUAUUCAGA
This is a messenger RNA of Osmerus eperlanus (European smelt), 3882 nucleotides long. RefSeq names its product MORC family CW-type zinc finger 3a (gene morc3a). The record is from RefSeq and is a predicted model, not a curated record. Gene Ontology annotation, cellular component: PML body; nucleus. NCBI's taxonomy places the organism in Eukaryota, Metazoa, Chordata, Actinopteri, Osmeriformes, Osmeridae. Bases 162 to 3275 code for a protein of 1037 amino acids. Gene Ontology annotation, molecular function: zinc ion binding; ATP hydrolysis activity. The transcript has 20 exons.